UUGAUUGCUAACAACUUCACCACCAACCUCAUCGAUCUCACCUUGUGAACUCUGGCCAUGGCGCUAUAGUUUCAGAGAAACCAGUUGCGAAACCCUAGGCCAUGCAAUCGAAAACCCUAAAUUUCACGACUUCAAACUUUAACCCUAAAAAAACAGAGAACCCCAUCUGCAAAAGAAGCAAACCCAAUCCCACCAUUUUUCAACAAUGGGCUUCUCCUCCACAUCUCCCAAGGACUCAUCAGAAACCCUGGAAACCACCCCACUGAACCCGAAUUCUCUCUCUACCCAGAUCCCCCCUGAUUCCUUCCACCUUGCAUACAUCAUUUACUUCAUCCUAGGGGCAGGAUUCCUCGUCCCAUGGAAUGCCUUCAUCACCGCAGUCGAUUACUUUGCCUACCUCUACCCUGGCGUCGCAGUGGACCGAGUAUUUGCAGUGACAUACAUGUUGGUGGCUCUGAUUUUUCUGCUGAUAAUUAUAAGGGUGGCCGAGAAAUCGAGGGCAUAUAUAAGGAUAAACCUUGGGCUAGUGAUGUUUGUUGUUUCUCUAGUGGUUGUUCCAGUUAUGGAUGUGUGUUAUGUGAAGGGGAGGAGGGGAUUGUAUGGUGCGUAUUAUGUGACGGUGGUUGCGACUGGAUUGUCUGGAAUGGGGGAUGCACUGGUGCAGGGCAGUUUGAUCGGGUCCGCCGGAGAGCUGCCGGAGAGGUACAUGCAGGCUGUUGUCGCUGGGACUGCCGCUUCGGGUGUGCUUGUCUCCCUAAUGAGGAUCAUUACCAAAUCCAUCUUCUCUCAAGAUGCCCAUGGUCUAAGGCGCAGUGCCAACCUUUACUUUGGUGUGAGCAUCGCGUUCAUGAUUGUCUGCCUCAUUUGCCACAACGUGACACACACGCUUCCCAUUAUUCGGUACUACAAAAACCUCAAAGUAAAGGCCAUAACCGUUGAAGAGGAUGAGGAGAAGAAUGAGAAGGAGACCCAUGUCUGGUCAUCCAACUUAUGGCAUAUAAUAGGGAGAAUAAAGUGGUUUUGUUUCGGGGUGGGCCUCAUUUAUGUGAUUACCCUCUCAAUAUUUCCAGGUUAUAUAACAGAAGACGUGCACUCUAGCCUCCUCAAAGAUUGGUACCCGAUCUUGCUCAUAGCUGGUUAUAAUGUUUUUGAUUUGGUAGGGAAAACUUUGACUGCUUUUUAUAUUAUCGAGAAUGAGAAAAUCGCAGUUGGGGCUACAGUGGUCAGGCUGUUGUUUUAUCCAUUAUUCUAUGGCUGUUUGCAUGGGCCAAAGUUUUUCAGGACUGAGAUCCCAGUCACUGUGUUGACAUGCCUUUUGGGGCUUACAAACGGGUAUGUUACAAGUAUUUUGAUGAUAUUGGCUCCAAAGGCUGUUCCUUUGCAACAUGCUGAGAUGGCGGGGGUCGUGAUUGUGCUCUUUCUGGGUGUGGGGUUGGUUGUUGGUUCCAUUGUAGCGUGGUUUUGGGUCAUAUAAUUCGUUGUUUCCGGAGCAUUAUAAUGUAUGUUACGUUGAUUAGGGGCUCUUGUAAAUUAAAUAUCUUUCCUUACAAUUGUGUUAAGGAUUGUGCAAUCCAAAGUUUGCUGCAAAGAUGUGCAUGCUAGCCUCUGUGGAUGCUAAUCAUCUAUAAGACUGAUGGCGUAUUUUUCUCUUCCACUUAAAAUGGAUUGUAUUGAUGCUGUAUUUGCUAGUU
Amborella trichopoda is the source of this 1691-nucleotide messenger RNA. RefSeq names its product equilibrative nucleotide transporter 1. Gene Ontology annotation, cellular component: plasma membrane. Gene Ontology annotation, biological process: nucleoside transmembrane transport. Gene Ontology annotation, molecular function: nucleoside transmembrane transporter activity. The record is from RefSeq and is a predicted model, not a curated record. Lineage: Eukaryota; Viridiplantae; Streptophyta; Magnoliopsida; Amborellales; Amborellaceae.